Molecule: messenger RNA, 2617 nt
Organism: Mya arenaria
Lineage: Eukaryota; Metazoa; Mollusca; Bivalvia; Myida; Myidae
Product: beta,beta-carotene 15,15'-dioxygenase-like
Exons: 12
Coding region: 170-1771 (533 amino acids)
Biological process (GO): retinal metabolic process; carotene catabolic process
Molecular function (GO): carotenoid dioxygenase activity; beta-carotene 15,15'-dioxygenase activity
Source: RefSeq, a predicted model, not a curated record
CAUAAACUCAUUACGAUCAAGGACAAAAUGCUAUAUAUAGGAAAGUUAAUGAGUAGCUCUAUCUAACAUUAAAAAAAGGGAUAUUGUGUAUGGACUAUGGAAUACAAAUCGAUAAUUUGAUGUUAGAGGAUUUAAAGCUGUAGAUAGCGAAGCAGAAUAAUAAACCAACAUGUACAAACUUUAUCAGACAGUUAACACGGAAUAUAUAUCUCCGGUCAAAGGAACAAUAAAAGGUUCUAUCCCGAGCUGGGUACGUGGUAGCCUGUUCAGGAAUGGUCCGGGGAUGUACGAAGUCGGUGAACACAAGUAUAACCAUCUGUUUGACCCGCUAGCUAUGCUUCAGAGAUUCCAUAUAGAAGAUGGUGAAGUGACCUACCAAUGUCGUUAUCUACAGAGUGACGCUUACAAGGCGAACAUAGCCGCCAACAGAAUUGUCGUGGCUGGUCUUGGAACGUCAGCCGUGCCGGAUCCAUGCAAAAAUGUCUUUCAAAGAUUCAUGAGUUACUUUGUCGAUUCCGCCCCUUUGUCUGACAAUAACCUCAUUAGUUUCUUUCCUUGUGGUGACAAUCUGUAUGCAAACGGCGAAAGCGCUUGUGUCCACAGAAUUGAUCCAAACACUCUUGAUGUCAUUAAAAGGGUCGAGUUAAUCGACUAUAUGCCAAUGAACACAAUGGCUGCACAUCCUCAUAUAGGCCCUGACGGUACACUGUACAGUAUCGGUGUGUCCUUUCAAAAAAGUGGCGUCAAGACUUGCAUAACGAAAACUCCACCCAUACAAGAUCAGGAGUCGGACUUUGUCAAGGGAGAAUCAGUUGCAUGCAUCAAAUCCCCAAGGCUACUUGAUUACAGCUAUGUACACAGUUUUGCGAUGACAGAAAAUUUCUACGUCUAUGUUGAGCAACCCGUUCUUAUAGAUCUCAUCAAGGUUCUGUCCUCUACAUUACGACAGCAACCUUUGGACAAGGUCAUCAGAUGGUCCCCAGAUAUAAAAGCUCGGUUUCGGGUCAUACAUAAGGCCACGGGAGAAGAGUUAUCUGCCAGCUGGAAGCCUGGCGAGAGGAAAACACUCGUCUUUGAGGCAGAAGCCUUUAUGGUGUACCAUCACAUAAACGCAUAUGAGGAAAACGAUCAUCUAGUGAUGGAUCUUGUAGCAUAUUCGAAUGGAGAGCUUUUAGAAAAUGUAUAUUUGAAAAACUACACCUCCGAGCAAUGUGAAAACAUAGCUCGGGCCAUGAAACCUCCGCAAGCUCGACGUUACGUCUUGCCAUUAAAUGUUUCAGCAGAAAAUAUAAAGGAAGAUAAUAUAGUGAAGCUACCAAAGUCAAACGCUAGUGCCAAAGUUGUAGCCAAAUACCUUGUCCAUUGUGAGCACGAGGCCAUUUGUGACGAAGGAUUUGAAAUGCCACAAAUCAACUAUGCGAAAUAUAAUAGUAAGCCAUACCACUAUGCAUAUGGCUUAGGUGUCAACAAUACGGAGAAGAACCUGUUUUCGCUAGUAAAAGCGGACGUCCAGGAAAGAACACAUCUUAAGUGGGAGGAAGACGGCUGUUAUCCUUCAGAGCCAGUGUUUGUGGGAAACCCAGACAGAACCACAGAGGAUGAUGGUGUAAUCAUUUCUGCAAUUAACACUGUGGAGUUUGACAAAGGUCGUCACGCAUUUCUGCUGAUUUUGGAUGCCCGAACAAUGUCGGAAAUCGCACGUGCAGAAUUCCCAGAUGUUGAACGCUUUCCACGUGAUUUGCAUGGCUUAUUCAGGGCGGAUGGUUCUUAAACGUUAGCAUUAUAUGCUCGGGAUUGCAUGUAAUAGAUAAUAUGUGUAUAUAUAUGUUUUUGGACCAAUAACUGUCUAGUGCGUUAAACAUUGGUUUUAUGUCAAUCGUGCGUUCGUUGUAGAAAUAUCAAUUGUAUGUAUACAGGGGCCAUAUUACAAAAGCAUCUUAAGGUAAGAUUUUACCUUUUCCUUAAAUUCAACAAUUUCCUUAACUGUUUAAUUACACAGGUAGAAAGUGUUAUGCAUAGUGUCGAUUCUGCAAUUAAAUUAUGGACACUGAAGUUUUUAAAAAUGUAAAAUUCAUUUUAAAGAAUCAUUUUUUUGCAGGUUUAUAACAUUUCCAAAUUUUAUACUUAAGUUAAAAUUUGUUAGAAAUUACUUAAGAUGCUUCUGUAAUACGGACCCAGGGGUAAACGACUAGGGUAAUAAACACGCAAUUAUAAUAUCAAAUUGUUAAGUAUUAUGUAAAUCACUACAUAGGAACCAAAUUAAUCGGCAGUCAAAGUAUGUGAAGACAUUUUAGGAAUAUUUUAUCAAUUUGAAAAAAGAAUAUUAACGCUGGUAUAAGUCAUACAGGAGCAGUGGAAACAGUGCUUUAAAGUCGCGGCAAAAGACAAAACAAGCGUGACUUUGAAAAAUGGAAAUAUUACUCUAAAAGGUUAACAGCUGGAUGAAAGCCAUUUAUUUGAAGUGAUGAAGUUUAAACUCUUUAGCUUUAUUGGUAUUCUAUGUUAUAGUUUUAAACUAUAAUCUAAUAACUAAAUAUAUUGUUAUUCGGUAUAUAGGGUAUUUAUAUUGAUUACACUAUAAGAUGUACUGAAGGUUUUUAUAGGAAAAAAUUGUGAA